AUGGCUGCGCCGUCCAGGCAAUCCGCCAUGCUGUCGCUCGGCAACAACACGCCCACAUCCAACGAGAAACCGUCACCACAACUGCCUCCAACUCCACAGCCAACAACAACUGGUCUCCGAGUACCCUCAAACAGAAAGACUAUCUAUGACCGACACCUCAACCGAAGCCGGACGGGCGAACUUAGCCGCGCGAGCUUCGCCUAUCUAUUCGCCGAGAUGGUCACAUAUGCCCAGCGAAGAGUAACAGGCAUACAAGACCUAGAGAAGCGAUUAAACGAACAAGGAUAUCCCCUAGGUCUUCGUCUUCUAGACAUGCUCUUCUACAGAGCUACCUCAACCUCAUCCUCCGCCCUCUCAAGCUCAUCAACUACUUCAUCCCCUCCAAACCGCCCCUUACGCAUCCUAACUCUCCUCCAUUUGAUUCAUGGUCCGCUCUGGCGCCUCCUUUUCCAGCGCGCGGCCGACGCCCUCGAACACUCUGUCUCUCCCGACACACCUAACGAAUACAUGAUUACCGACAAUGAACCCCUCGUCAAUACAUAUAUUAGUGUUCCGCGGGAGAUGAACAUGCUCAAUUGCGCUGCUUAUGUCGCUGGUGUCAUUGAGGGUGUUUGUGACGGCUGUGGCUUUGAAGCUAAGGUUUCGGCUCAUAAUCAACCUACCGAUAUGUGGCCUAGUCGGACUGUGUUCCUGGUUCGCUUUGGAGAUAGUGUUAUGGAGAGAGAGAAGGUGCUUGAACGGUCUGGUAUUAAAUAG
Molecule: messenger RNA, 756 nt
Organism: Penicillium taxi
Lineage: Eukaryota; Fungi; Ascomycota; Eurotiomycetes; Eurotiales; Aspergillaceae
Product: trafficking protein particle complex subunit 5
Exons: 2
Coding region: 1-756 (251 amino acids)
Biological process (GO): endoplasmic reticulum to Golgi vesicle-mediated transport
Cellular component (GO): TRAPPI protein complex; TRAPPIII protein complex; TRAPPII protein complex
Source: RefSeq, a predicted model, not a curated record